AUGGACCCUGGACUCCCCCGUUUCUCCUAUUUCUCUUGCAGGUCGCAGGAGACCACCCCGUCGUCGUCCUGGGAAAGCAUCCUGAAUAACCUGGAACGGAAAGAUCCAGAAGACGUCUGGUGGGUGGAUCUCUGCGAUGGCACCGAAGAUGAUGUCAACAUGGUAUCGCAGUAUUUCUCUAUCCAUCCGUUGACGACGGAGGAUGUCAUCAUCCGGGAACCGCGAGAGAAGAUCGAGGUGUUUCGCAACUACUACCUCAUCUCGCUCCAGACGCUGGUCCCUCGUACGGAGCCGGACGACGAAAAAGAAGAUGCCAGCCCUGUACCGCCAUCCGCCUUGGUCCCUGUGUCCGCACAGCUGUACAUCCUCGUUUUCAAGUCCGGCGUGGUGACUUUCUCCCCACGCGGAUGUGACCAUGUCACCCGUGUCCGCGACCGGGUUCGUAGGAUGCACGAUGCGAAGCUUCUGUCCGGGGAUUGGAUUUGUUACGCCUUGAUCGACGACAUCGUGGACAGCUUUCUUCCCCAAAUGGAAUCAGCCGAGCGUGAAUCCGAAUCCAUCGAAGACCAAGUAUUCAUCGCACGGGCGGACGACCUCCGGUUCCUGAUCCCUCGCAUCGACCUUCUGCGCAAGAAAAUCACCCAAUUGAUCCGCUGUCUCAACGGGAAGCACGACGUCCUCAAUUCCUUCAUCAAGCGGUGCCAGGCCAAAGACAAGAACCCCAUGUUUCCCGAAGGCGACCUGAUCGUGUAUCUGGGUGACGUGCAGGACCACCUGAUCACGACCAUGACGAACUUGACGCAUGUCGACGAGAUCGUCGCCCGGUCCCAGUCCAAGUUCCUUGCCCAGCUUAGUGUCAAUAACCUGCGGCUGAGCUUGGAUAUCAACGCGGGACUGAGCAAGGUGACUGUUCUUGCGACCAUCUUUGUGCCGCUGCAUCUGGUGACUGGGUUGUUUGGGAUGAAUGUUGAAGUCCCGGGGCAAGAAACGGAGAACCUCGCGUGGUUCUUUGGGAUCGUGGGUGUGUUUAUCGGGUUUAUUGCUAUGGCGUGCUUUUUUGCUGUUAGAUUCAAGUUGUUGUAG
This is a messenger RNA of Aspergillus terreus NIH2624, 1083 nucleotides long. RefSeq names its product magnesium transporter CorA family protein. The transcript has 2 exons. Gene Ontology annotation, cellular component: plasma membrane. The coding region runs from base 1 to 1083 and encodes 360 amino acids. The record is from RefSeq and is a predicted model, not a curated record. Gene Ontology annotation, molecular function: magnesium ion transmembrane transporter activity. Gene Ontology annotation, biological process: magnesium ion transmembrane transport; intracellular magnesium ion homeostasis. Lineage: Eukaryota; Fungi; Ascomycota; Eurotiomycetes; Eurotiales; Aspergillaceae.